AAAUUCAGAGGUAGGAUAGUUCUUAACCGAAGAGGAAGAGGAAGAGGAAGAGGAGGAGGAAAAGGAAGAAGAAGAAAUCGAAUCCAUUCCAUAGGAGGCUAAAGAGUUAUCAGAAGCCUUCCGGAGUUCCAUCGAGAAGAUUGUCUCUCGCAAUUCUGCCAAUAUGCCUACAGUUGGGGCCGUUAAUUGUGCCAUGUUAUCCAAAAAGCGUCUUUGAGCAACGAACUGUCAGAUUCUCCAAUAAUAAACAGCAUUAUCUGUAAAUGGAUAGACCUAGAGCCCCUAUAUCUUCCUUGAGCGAUACGGAACGCAGAUCCCUUGAGGUCUUCAACGCCUCAGAAAAGGUUGACGGCGGGGGACCAUCUUCUUCAUCAUCAAAGUGGAUGGCAUUUCAAGAUUCGGCAAAGAUAGUGGAAAGAACCGCGGAAUGGGGAUUCUCAGGAGAAAGCAGUUUCAAGAUGGGGGAGAGGGCUUCAGGAGAAGGAGAACGGAGCAAGAACAUGUCGACAAGGACAUCAGAAGAAUCUACAUCCUCUGAAUCAGGGGCCUUCCCAAGAGUAUCGCAGGAGCUCAAAGCCGCUUUGGCUACUUUGCAGCAGACGUUUGUAGUGUCAGACGCUACAAAGCCAGACUGUCCCAUUAUGUAUGCUAGCAGCGGUUUUUUCACCAUGACCGGUUAUUCUUCAAAGGAGAUUGUUGGAAGAAACUGCCGAUUUCUGCAGGGACCUGACACAGACAGGAAUGAAGUGGCCAAAAUCAGAGACGCUGUCAAGAAUGGGAAAAGUUACUGCGGGAGGCUCUUGAACUACAAGAAGGACGGAACUCCCUUCUGGAAUCUCCUCACGGUCACACCCAUAAAGGAUGACCGUGGCAACACCAUCAAAUUUAUUGGAAUGCAGGUUGAAGUCAGCAAAUACACGGAAGGCGUAAAUGACAAAGCUCUUCGCCCAAAUGGAUUGCCCAAAUCCUUGAUCCGAUAUGAUGCUCGUCAGAAGGAGAAAGCUUUGGAUUCCAUCACGGAGGUCGUACAGACAAUUAAACAUCCCAAGCCUCAUGUAUGUGACACGAGCAAUAAGAGUUUGCCAAGACUUGGUGAUGCUAAUACACCCGGUAGCCAGAUCAUGCAAUCAGAUGACGGUUCCAAGUCGUCCAGAAAAUCUGGACGUGUUUCCUUCACAAGAUCGAAGCACAAAUCAUUUAGCUCGACUAGGUUGCAUGAAAAUAUUCCAAGCAUUGAGCCUGAAGCAUUGAUAACUACGGGUGUGGAGCGCACUGACAGUUGGGAUCGUUCUGAAAGGGAAAGGUCGACAGUUCUACGCCAAGGGAUUGAUCUAGCCACCACUCUGGAACGCAUAGAGAAGAAUUUUGUCAUUUCUGAUCCCCGUCUUCCAGAUAAUCCCAUUAUCUUUGCAUCAGACAGCUUUCUUGAAUUGACAGAGUUUACACGUGAGGAAAUUUUGGGGAGAAAUUGUCGGUUUCUUCAGGGGCCAGAAACAGAUCAAGCGACGGUUCAGAAGAUUAGAGAUGCUAUUAGAGAGCAGAGGGAAAUAACUGUGCAGUUGAUAAACUACACGAAGAGAGGAAAGAAAUUCUGGAACUUAUUCCACUUGCAACCUAUGCGUGAUCAGAAGGGUGAGCUUCAGUACUUCAUUGGUGUCCAACUAGAUGGUAGUGACCAUGUGGAGCCCUUAAGGAAUCGUCUCUCUGAGAGAACAGAGCAGCAAAGCGCUAAACUGGUGAAAGCUACUGCGGAAAAUGUAGAUGAAGCCGUUAGAGAACUCCCCGAUGCCAACUUGCGACCUGAAGACUUAUGGGAUGCACAUUCUAAGCCUGUCCAUCCUCUCCCUCACAAAAGGGAGAAUCCGUCCUGGAAAGCGAUACAAAAGAUCCAAGCUGCCGGCGAAAAACUUGGACUCCACCAUUUCAAGCCAAUAAAACCAUUGGGCUGCGGUGACACUGGGAGCGUCCAUUUGGUUGAACUGAAAGGUACAGGUGAAUUGUUUGCUAUGAAGGCAAUGGAGAAAACAAUGAUGCUAAAUCGUAACAAGGCUCACCGAGCAUGCAUUGAAAGGGAGAUCAUUUCUCUUUUGGAUCAUCCAUUCCUUCCCACCCUCUACGCUUCCUUUCAGACAUCUACGCAUGUUUGUUUGAUAACAGAUUUCUGUCAUGGUGGAGAAUUGUUUGCCUUGCUUGACAGACAACCUAUGAAAAUAUUUAAAGAAGAAUCGGCAAGGUUCUUUGCAGCGGAGGUGGUUAUCGGCUUAGAAUAUCUUCAUUGCUUAGGAAUUGUAUAUCGGGACUUGAAGCCCGAAAAUAUUCUGCUUCAGAAGGACGGGCAUGUUGUCUUAGCUGACUUUGACUUAUCAUUUAUGACGUCCUGCAGACCGCAGAUAAUAACCCCUUCAUCACCCAACAGUCGGAGGAGGUCCAGGAGUCAACCGCUGCCCACUUUUGUCGCAGAACCUGUUACCCAAUCAAACUCAUUCGUGGGUACCGAAGAAUAUAUUGCGCCUGAGAUAAUUACUGGUGCCGGUCACACGAGUGGUAUUGAUUGGUGGGCUCUUGGCAUUUUAUUGUACGAGAUGCUUUAUGGACGCACACCUUUUAGGGGUAAAAACAGGCAGAAGACAUUUGCCAACAUUUUGCACAAGGAUCUUACUUUCCCGACUAGCAUUCCUGUAAGUCUUGCAGCCAGGCAAUUGAUCAAUGCCUUGUUAAACCGCGAUCCAGCUAAUCGUUUAGGAUCCAAAAGUGGUGCAAACGAGAUAAAACAGCAUGCUUUUUUCCGUGGAAUCAGUUGGCCCCUUAUCCGCUGCUUGGACCCCCCACCGUUAGAUGCGCCAUUAAGAAUAAUUGAGAAAGAUCCCAAUGCCAGAGAUAUUAAGUGGGAUGACGAUGGCGUGCUUGUUAAUUCUAUGGAUAUGGAUAUGGAUAUCUUCUAAAGGAUCUUGCUUUCACUUACUGUAGCUGCGAUAAUCCUUGUUUGUCUUAUAUAUCAACAUUAAAUAAAUUGGAGGCCAACAGUUUCGAGGUUUCUCGUAAGGUCUGUGUAAAAUGCAUGAAGCA
This is a messenger RNA of Tarenaya hassleriana, 3066 nucleotides long. Its product is annotated as phototropin-2. Gene Ontology annotation, biological process: protein phosphorylation. Gene Ontology annotation, cellular component: nucleus; cytoplasm; plasma membrane. Lineage: Eukaryota; Viridiplantae; Streptophyta; Magnoliopsida; Brassicales; Cleomaceae. The record is from RefSeq and is a predicted model, not a curated record. The transcript is spliced from 24 exons. Gene Ontology annotation, molecular function: ATP binding; protein serine/threonine kinase activity. The coding region runs from base 264 to 2942 and encodes 892 amino acids.